Messenger RNA from Anoplopoma fimbria (sablefish), 1097 nucleotides. Its product is annotated as eukaryotic translation initiation factor 5A-1. Gene Ontology annotation, biological process: positive regulation of translational elongation; positive regulation of translational termination. Lineage: Eukaryota; Metazoa; Chordata; Actinopteri; Perciformes; Anoplopomatidae. The transcript has 5 exons. Bases 45 to 512 code for a protein of 155 amino acids. The record is from RefSeq and is a predicted model, not a curated record. Gene Ontology annotation, molecular function: RNA binding; translation elongation factor activity; ribosome binding.
GGAUACAUAACCCAGGAGAGGAGAGCUGUUAUCUCUAGGCAGGCAUGGCAGAUCCAGAGCUGGACUUCCAGACGGGUGAUGCCGGGGCAUCGGCCACUUACCCCAUGCAGUGCUCUGCCCUGCGUAAAAACGGCUUUGUGGUGCUGAAAAACCGACCCUGCAAGAUCGUCGAGAUGUCCACCUCCAAGACUGGCAAGCACGGCCACGCUAAGGUCCACCUGGUUGGUAUCGACAUCUUCUCUGGUAAGAAGUAUGAAGAUAUCUGUCCUUCCACCCACAACAUGGACGUCCCCAACAUCAAAAGAAUGGAUUACCAGCUCAUUGGGAUCCAAGAAGGCUACCUGUCUCUGCUCCAGGACAGCGGGGAGGUGAGGGAGGACCUGAAGAUCCCCGAGGGAGACCUGGGCAAAGAGAUAGAGAGCAAGAACGAAGCCGGAGAGGAGAUUCUGAUCACUGUUCUGAAUGCAAUGGAUGAAGAAGCUGCAAUUGGCAUCAAAGCCUUGGGUAAAUAAGCCACUGCAGGUAAAUACAGAGCUGCAGCUGUUCUCUCACCCCCCAGCUAUCGCCUGACCCCAGCCUGCCUGAAGAGGAGUGUGUGAGUGUGAGUGUGUGUGAGUGUGUGAGUGUGAGUGUGAGUGUGUGUGAGUGUGUGUGUUUGGGUGUUACACCACAAGCCAGCAGCAUGUGCCAUGCCAGUGCAAGUGCGUGUGAUGUCAUGUUCAUGUACAGUUUAAUGUCGAUCGUUGGACAGAGGGGAAGGCAACUCCAGUCAACAAGAUCCCAAAAAAUAUGCAUAUCCACUUUACCGGAAAUAGCCAUGUUUUCCAUAUUAUUGCAUAAUGACUUUUGUGUGUAUAUAUAUUUGUUUAAACUGGACAUAUUAGUGAUCAGCCGAAAGAUUUCUAAUUGACGAAAAUGUAACUCAUUUGGUGAGUGUUUCCGAGCAGUGUGCCACUGUGGAUUUGCCUGCCCCUUAAUGUACUUUUUGUCUCAUGUUAAAUCUAUUAUGAGCAUGUGUCUCAUUUUUAUGUAGCACCUUAAAAUAUAUGAAAAAAAAAAGCUUAUGGUUCAUAUUGUAUUUUUAAGCAAUGUUGUAU